Molecule: messenger RNA, 925 nt
Organism: Ictalurus punctatus (channel catfish)
Lineage: Eukaryota; Metazoa; Chordata; Actinopteri; Siluriformes; Ictaluridae
Gene: pde6gb
Product: phosphodiesterase 6G, cGMP-specific, rod, gamma, paralog b
Biological process (GO): positive regulation of epidermal growth factor receptor signaling pathway; positive regulation of G protein-coupled receptor signaling pathway; visual perception
Cellular component (GO): photoreceptor outer segment membrane
Molecular function (GO): 3',5'-cyclic-nucleotide phosphodiesterase activity; cGMP binding
Source: RefSeq, marked provisional
GCCAAGCGUAGACACCCACUCCUCCAGCGGGGACGGAGACACGUACAACGAGCGGUGCUGCGCAGGUUCAGGCUGGCAGUCAGCUGCAGCGUAAUAUCAGACUGAAGCUCUACUCAGGGAGAGAGAAUAAAGUGGGGGUUGAAUACGAAACAACCACUAACUAACAGUGGUUUCAUCAAAACAACCAACAGCUAUGAAUCUUGAACCCCCUAAAUCUGAAUAUAAGUCGGCCACCCGGGUGACCGGAGGCCCAGCCACACCACGCAAAGGCCCACCCAAAUUUAAACAGAGGCAGACUCGCCAGUUUAAAAGCAAGCCACCAAAGAAGGGCAUCCAGGGAUUUGGAGACGAUAUCCCUGGUAUGGAAGGUUUAGGCACUGACAUCACAGUCAUCUGCCCUUGGGAGGCCUUCAGCCACUUGGAGCUGCACGAGCUGGCUCAAUACGGCAUCAUCUGAGUCCACCAUCUUCCUCUUCACUUCCCCCUUCCAUUCUGCCUCCACACUGGCUAUGGGCUCCAUUGGGUCCAUUUGCACGCACACCUUAUCGUAGAACAUUACACAAUUGGAAAAAUCUGAGCAAAACAAACAAACAAACAAACAAAUACCCUUACCUAACUGUCCAGCUCAUGGUUUCUUUCUUUUCUGCUCAUAGAUUAACUUGGACCAGCAUACCUAUUUGUGUUUGACUUUUUGUCUGUCAGAUAGCAUCUGUUAUUUUAGAGGUAGUCCUUCCAUUCUUUCUCUGUUCCCAUUUGUUCUCUUCUUUCAUUUCUAUAUCCUCCUUUCUUUUGGAACAGAACUUCAAACUUAAACAAGUAAGCAAACAGCCUCAAGUGAGUAUAAGCACUGUACCCGUGAAAUGCUCGGCUUCUCAUUUCACGUGUCCCAGCCGCUCUGGGAAAAUCUUGGAGGUUUAUCCAUCUU